AUGCCUCCAACACCGUACCUUAUAUUGCAAACCCCUACCAUCACCGAUACACAAACACACAGUGCCAUUGCUGAACGACAUGAGACACCAAGUGAUGCCACAGAUGAAAUGUCGUCGUCGGCCACAGUAUCUCAAAACAUCAUUUGUUUAACAUUGGAGGUGAUUUCCCAAACGAUGAAAAGCGCUAAAGUGUUGGUCACACAGGUCAUUUUCUCGAAAAAUGCAAUGGUGUGCUCAAAGAAGAAAAAGUGGCAUAUCAUUGACGAGGUUAUUCGAGAGUCAGUCCCGCAAUUCUUCAGGCCAAAUGCUGUUUUCCAGGAAUUCAUAACCAGUGCAUGCCAUCAGGUGGUCAGCAAUGCACUAUCCACAAGACGCAGGAAGAUGGUCAAAUUCACAUGUGAAGGUGUCUGUGAUGCAUUUCAACUAUUCCCCCCACAAGGACAUGCUUUACCAGCAGAUCAGUAUUGUGCUGCGAGGGUCAACAUAUUUAUACAUGGAGACAAUCCACUUAUGUUCAUGCACAACAUCUUUUUCGACGAGAAUGGUAACAUGAUUAUUCGCACGAAAUUCCAGAGCCAUUUUGUCAUGGCGAAUGUCAUCUGA
Messenger RNA from Suillus subaureus, 603 nucleotides. RefSeq lists its product as uncharacterized. The record is from RefSeq and is a predicted model, not a curated record. Lineage: Eukaryota; Fungi; Basidiomycota; Agaricomycetes; Boletales; Suillaceae. The transcript is spliced from 3 exons. The coding region runs from base 1 to 603 and encodes 200 amino acids.